UCUCCCAGAAAAGCAAUUACGUCAAAAAUGAAGGCGGCAGCUCCGGCCGGUAAAUUUUUUGGGAAAAUAGAAAAUUGCGCGCCUUGUAACCCUCUAUUUGCCUUUGUGACGCCCUUCUCAAACAAUAAAUUGUUGAUAUAAAGGAUUUGGAACCCUAUUCACUACAAUUUAGUUUCAUUACUUGAUAGAGGAUUCCAAAUCGCAAAUCUGCAGAAAUGGCUGAACCAAGACGCGCCAAAUCUGCAUUACGCGUGAAUGGUGGUAGUCGAGUUGGGUGGAAUGGUAUGCCUCAUUCCAGCCCCGUAACGGCGGACCGCACACGCCGGUGCUGGGCUGACAGAGAGGAGAGGUAUCUACUCGCAACGCUGAAGGAACUGGUCAGUCACGGAUGGAAGUCUGAUAACGGGUUUAGAUGGGGUUAUCUCUUCAAACUCGAGGAGGCCAUGCGCCGGGAGUUUCCAACCUGUGGACUGAGGGCUAAUCCGCAUAUACAGUCCAAAAUUCAUACCUGGAAGAAGAAUUACGGGGCUGUGGCCCAACUGUUGGAUAAGAGUGGUGUUGGAUUCAAUAUCAACGGCGAUAACAAUAUAGACUGUGACGAGUAUGUUUGGGCUGAGAUAAUCAAGGCUGAUCCAAGUGCUCGGGGCGAUACGUAACAAAUCAUGGCCGUACUAUGAGGACUGGAAAAUUGUGUUCGGGAAAGAUCGAGCGACUGGAGUUGGGGCAACGGACACUGAGCGGGCAAACUCCAUGUAUGCUCCUAACAUUGACGGUGGGAACAUAGGAAGCGGCUACGGGUCCAACUACGAGGGUGAUGAACCGUAUGAGGAAGUUGGGGGGAACGAACGUUCCACUCCCAAUGGAGCACCCGACAACAUCCAUUAUUCAUCUCCUGUUGGGUCGGACUCGGGCAAGGCUAGCAAAAAACGAGUACAGGGUGAUGCUCUCGAUGUGAUAGUUGAUGUGCUCACCAAAAUGCAUGAGGACACAAACGCUAGGCUCGAAUACUUGGCCACUCGUAUUGGGUACGAGUUUGAUGUCACAAAGGCUCGUAAGGAACUCUUUGUUCUGAUCUCGGCCAUUCCAGAACUCACACUUUCGCAAGUGUUCAAGGCAUCUGAUGCGAUCCUCGCUAAGGGAGAGCGACUUGAAUACUUCAUGAGCUUACCCGAGAGUCCGCGUCACGCGUACGUAUGGCAUGCUUUGGAGAACUACGUAGGCAACUGAU
This is a messenger RNA of Salvia splendens (bonfire salvia), 1228 nucleotides long. RefSeq lists its product as uncharacterized. The transcript is spliced from 3 exons. Bases 216 to 656 code for a protein of 146 amino acids. The record is from RefSeq and is a predicted model, not a curated record. Lineage: Eukaryota; Viridiplantae; Streptophyta; Magnoliopsida; Lamiales; Lamiaceae.